This is a messenger RNA of Acaromyces ingoldii, 2769 nucleotides long. RefSeq lists its product as hypothetical. The record is from RefSeq and is a predicted model, not a curated record. Bases 1 to 2769 code for a protein of 922 amino acids. Gene Ontology annotation, molecular function: transcription cis-regulatory region binding; nuclear receptor activity; protein binding. Gene Ontology annotation, cellular component: nucleus; aryl hydrocarbon receptor complex. Lineage: Eukaryota; Fungi; Basidiomycota; Exobasidiomycetes; Exobasidiales; Cryptobasidiaceae. The transcript has a single exon. Gene Ontology annotation, biological process: regulation of transcription by RNA polymerase II.
AUGCUGCGUCGAUCGGCCCGCGCGAGGGUGCCGGCGGCGGAUCCGGACAGCAUCACCACGAGCCCCAAUGCUGGUGCUGGCUCCUCGCCGGGCAGCAGCAGCCGGCUGUCGCCGUCGCCAAACAAGCGCAAGAGGAGCGCCGCCUCGCCCGACGGCAGUCCGACGACGACGACGAUGACGACGACGAAUGCAGACGACGCCAAGCGGAGCCCGUCGUCGCCGCCGCUGAAGUCGCGCAAGGUGAUUCUGUCGACGCGAAGCAGCAGGGCACGGCUAGCGGGCAGACGGAGCGGUGAGGCCGACGACGAGCAGCCGCAUUCACCGCCCUCAUCGGCGCGCAACAACUCGCAUCCAGCGGAUGGACACAAGCACGGUGAGGCUAGCCAGCAAGCGGCUUCAGCUUUUGCUUCAGCUUCGGCUUCGGUUUCGGCUUCGGUUUCGAAUGGCGCUGGCGAGCACAUGCACCAGCAGCAGCAGACGACGGGGCCGAGCAGCACCAAGACUUCUGCCCGCGACCUCGAUCUCGACGUGGAGCCGCUGCAGGGCUUGAGUCAGCAGCAGGCGGGCGAGAGUAAAAACAAGGUCGGCGAAGUGGAAGAGGACGGCGACGACGACGCCUGGCGGCACUUGGACGACCUCACCGUCGAGGCAGACGUCCGGGACAAGCUGACGACGGUCAUGGAGGCCUACUUUGGCGACCUCAUGGCCUCCAAGGUCGAGGUGCCCGCUCCCGACGCCCGGUCGACGAGGGGAAGCGGCGGUGGUGGCGGCGGAGGUCACGUGGCGACGACGACGACGACGCUGCGAGACGUGGUGAGGGCAAAGGAGGUGAAGCUCAAGACGAUCCGGAACCACCUGCUGCGUGUGCGUGAGCCGCUGGUGAGCGCGCAGUCGGCCCGCGCCCUCCUCUCGGGCUCCCACGUCGGCCCAGGCAGGGACCGCGUCGAGGCGGACCGCAGGACGCUGUCGCAGAUCGGCCUGCUCCUCGGCGUCGUCGACGAGGUGGCUGCCUCGCUGCGCCAGGCCCGCCGCGACGACGACCUGGCUGCUGUUGCGGCGGCUGCUACUGGUACGGCUCCUACUGCGGCUGCUGCGACGGCUGCUAGCAAGCGCGACACGGUCAAGAAGGAGGAGGAGGAAGACGACGGUGGCGUCUUUGAUGACCUGGACCGGCCGCCGCGAGAGGCACGGUACGCGCUGCACAUGCGCCUGCCCGGCGGCGACUACUACACCAACGCCGUCAGCCUGCAGCCCAGCGAGGCCCUCGAGCUGGACACGGGCCACGCCAAUCUCGUCAGCGUCGUGCAUCCUGCGCCGCCUGCCGCGCCUGUCCCCACGCUCGGCCAGCGCCUGGCCAAGUCGCAGCCCCAGGUCGCCGCGCGCGCCGCCCGGUUCGAGAGGCAGCGCCGGGAGCGCGCAAACGAGGCCAAGGCCACGCCCGUCUCGCACCUCUACUACGGGCCCUAUGCCUCCUUUGCGCCCGCAUACGACUCCUUUGACGGCACCAUGGGCCUCGCGGCCAGCUGUGCGCUCUGGCGGUCCCGGUAUGAGGACCGGCAGCUGCUGCGGCGCAUGGCUCGCGAUGCACCCCCGCCGCCCUUUGAGCUCGGGUCCGCAGAAGAGGGAGAAGAAGGCAUCGACGAGCUCGUGGCGUCCCUUGGCGACGACGUCGACGCAGAUGGACUCCUGCGCAGCUUCUACCGCCAGCUCGACGACAGCGCCGCCGCCGACGUCGACGAGGCCCUUGCACGCAACGAGGCGCUGCUGGUCCUGCUCGACGAGAUGCAGCAGCAGCGCAUCGAGCGCGCCUUUGCCGACGACAUGCUCGCCUCGCGCGAUGCUCGCGACAAGGGCCACCACUCCCGGGCCACCGUAGCCGCCGACAAGUCGCACCCCAGCCACGAGGAGCAGGAGGUGGCCGGCGCCCUCGUCGCGUCGCUCGCUCACCUCGUUGCACGCCGGCCCAGGACGCCACAGGGCUCGCUCGUGCUGCCGCGCGAAGAGCUGCUGCGCCGCGCGACGUCGUCUGCCCUCGUCGAUCCGGCGCUUGUUGAUGGCCGCGGCUCAGCGGGCUAUUGGGGAAUCAUCGACGAUGCCAGCUAUGUGCAGCCGCCCUCAACAUCAACGUCGGGCUCGUCGUCGCGCCGUUCGAUGCCGUCCUCGUCGCGACGGGGCCCGCCGGCGAUCCGCGACAACGAGACGGUGCAGCUGACGAGAGAGGCAGAGGCAAAGGCCGUCGCCGCCUCGCAGCACAAGGGCGCCCCCUGCCUCGGCUCGACGCGCGACCGCGGACGGGAGCUCCUCGAGCGCGUGGCUGCGACGCGCGCAUACAGCGACAAGGACCACCCCCACGAUCGGCCCCAGCCGACGCCGCCCAAGAAGCUGCCCACCGCUCCGCCCGGCAGCCAAGGCGCCGCCAAAGCGGCUGCUGGUCAGUCUCCAUACCCACAGCAGCAGCAGCAGCAGCAGCAGCAGCCACAGCAGCCUCAGCAGCCUCAGCAACAGCAGUCGCAGCAGUCGCAGCACCCGGCCUAUCGCCAGCAGCAGCCGGCCGCCGCGACGCCAACGACGAGGCCGACGCAGAGCUAUGCCACAACGACGCCGGGCAUGGUCAAUGGCGUCUCGCCGCGGCCACCGCCCACCGGCUGGACGCCCCAGCAGCAGCAGCAGGCGCCCUACUAUCAACGCUCCUCCUCCAACUCCUCCUGGUCCACGCCGGCAGCCCAGCCGCAGAGGAUGGCGUACGGAGCGACACCCCCUCAGCGAUAA